Messenger RNA from Seminavis robusta, 3246 nucleotides. The record is from the annotation of a GenBank genome assembly. NCBI's taxonomy places the organism in Eukaryota, Bacillariophyta, Bacillariophyceae, Naviculales, Naviculaceae.
AUGGCCUACAAUCAGGCUUCUUCAGGUCUGGACCCCAAUAGCACCACUACAGUGGAAGAUUUCCAGAGCGGUGCCAGAUCAGUCCUAUCCAGGAGGCUCUUGAAGGGCGCCAUAUUAGGUGAUAGAUCACUGCAGUCGGACACCCUUCCAGAAGAUGAACUAAAUGGAAACUCCACAACAUGCACCUGCCCACUAGAGGAGCUUCGGAUCGAAGCCUUUUCCAAGGAUGACUUUCUGCAGUAUUUCAAUCAAACAGUUAUUGAGUUGAAGGAAGAGGGACUCCUGCAGUCUGUGCGAGCAGUGGAGCAACUGGAGGAGGGGCAGAAUGUAGAAUGUGGCCAGGACAUCCAAAGCUUCACAACAGCUGUGUUUGUUGAAAUGAACGUGAAGUCAGAUGAAGCCAAAUACUUUGCGCAGCCCAUCAUGGAGGAUACAUUCAAGAACACCUACAAUGCUUUGUCCUACUCUGUUUGCGAUGGGGUGUUUAGUACCAUCAAUGAAUCAACGUCACCAGUACUGGUGACAACGAAUGUGUUUUCCAUUGCUGCUGAAGAAACAAAUAGAGGCCAGUUCUUCCCAGAAGUCAACGUGACAGUGCAUCGUCUUCUCGAGGGGCAACAAGUCGAAUGUGGGUCAAGCCAAAAGAUAUUCAGCAGACAAGUCAGCUCAGGCUUGAGGCUGAAUCUUACAACCCUGUCCAAAGAGGAAGUUUCUGCGUUGGAGCAAUGCUUUCAGAAAACUUACAACAAUCUUGCCUUUGAGGGUUGUGAUGGCCAAUUCAGGACGCUGGGGAGGGUUCAGCUCCAGCUUGUGCAGCAUUACAAUGUUUCAAACCAAAUGAUCCAGGAUGGAGAAUCGAAUGUUACUGGAAGUGAGCCAGCUGGUUUUACCGGAAGUGAACCAGCUGGUUUUAACACAACUGAGCCACAAAAUGUGUCUUCGCUUGUUAGAUUCCUUGUAAAUGGAACCUGCAGGAAUUGCAACCUCUCAGAUACAUGCAGUUUUGCCCUGUUCGAUGAAUCUUCUGCCAGGGCUCUGGCUGAGGGUCAGUUUGAUCCCAGUGGGCUCCCAAUCUCAUGGAAUCAAGGUACAAAUGAUGUAUGUGUCUGUCCUUUUGGUACUCUUGCUGGAUUUCAGCAAGGUCCUUCUGUGCUGGAAUUUCUGGAGGCCUUUCUUGAAGAAAUAUCAGCUCUCAUUGAGGAAGGAGUUUUGGUGUCUGUGGAGCAGCUGCCUACAUUCUUUUCUGAAGGAUCCAGGGCUGGCUGUUCAGAACAGGUUGUGAUUGAGGUGACCACCAUAACAGAAGAUAGCACAAGUUCCCGAAAUGACAAUGCCACGCUGUCUCCAGUCUCAGCACCUAUCUCUACAAAGGCAAACACAACAGACGACUCCGCAAUGCCCACUCCUAGUUCGCUGCCAAGCCAACAUCCUUCUUUGUCCCCAUCUUCAUCUCCUACAGUUUAUGGCUGCCCUGAUCCAUUUGCUACAGUUGAAGCACAAUAUGUUCUUGUCUUCUCUGGCAGUACAGAGAGUCUGUCUGAUCUUGACUUGGAAGAUUCCUUUACUGCUGCAGAUGCAAUGCUAGAAAAGGAGGCAUGUGAUCCUUUUGUCCUCAGCGCAAAUCUACAGAAGAGAAUAGAUUCUAUGCAAGUUGUGAAUUUUAUUGUGGAAUCUAUGCAAGUGAAUAACAAUUUUAUGUAUUCAACUGAUGCUGAGAUGGAAGAGUUCAUCGCUGGUUUCAACUCAAACCCUAGGUUACAAGCAGGUGAAGUGAGGGCUGAGGGAAUCCUGUCCAGUUACAAUACAGUGAAUCCAUCAGGCUUGCCAUCCUUCAGUCCAAGUGACUUCCCAAGCCUCAACCCUUCGAUUGUUCCAUCACAACAUCCAAGUACGGUAAGCCCUUCAAAUGUUCCCAGCCACACUCCCAGUAAGCUUCCCACUACUGGACCAAGUUCUGUUCCAAGCACUAUCCCUUCAGGCUUUCCAAGCACUAUCCCGAGUCUAACCCCAAGCAGGGAACCAAGUUCUACUAGUCCAAGUGAAACUCCAAGCACUGACCAAAGUGAAAAUCCAAGCACACGUCCAAGCCACGCACCAAGCACCAUCCCCUCAAAUGGCCCCAGCGUCAGUCCCUCUCAGACACCUUCUAGUUCUCCAAGUAAUGUGCCAACUUUCUCUCUCUCUCAUAGACCCAGUGUGAACCCAUCUUCAAGUCCCUCUCUGGUCCCUUCGGUAGUACCCUCCCAAUCUCCGUCUGUCAACCCCAGCACAUCACCGAGCAAUGUACCAUCCGGGUAUCCCAGCUCCACACCAACAAAAACACCCACCAAGGUCCCAACUAGGCUACCUACAAGGAACCCCACACAGCCACCCACGAGAAAUCCCACCAAAACUCCCACUGAAGCACCCACUAAAGCUCCAACACAGGCCCCAACCAAAGCACCAACCGGGUUGCCUACCCGGGCACCAACCAAAGCUCCCACCAAAGCACCAACCCAGUCUCCCACUGAGGCUCCCACCAGAAACCCUACGAAAGCACCUACAAAAAUUCCAACACCAGCCCCCACUGCAGCACCCACUUUUGCAGUGAUAAAUGACAAGACAGAGCUUGCUGCUGCCCUAAACACUGGAACCUCCUUCCAACCAAUCCCCAUGGACCCAUUGAGACAUGGGAUGUGUCCAGGAUUACUGAUUUGGCAGGAUGCCAUGGGUAUCUCAAGCCCAUUCGCCCAGUACUUUACAUUCAACGAAGACAUCAGCUUGUGGGAUGUUAGUUCUGUUACUACUUUUUCAAACCUCCUUUUGGAUGCUCCUGCCUUCAACCAGGAUUUGAAUAGCUGGGAUGUCAGCAAGUCUACUGACUUUUUUGGCAUGUUUAGUGGUGCUAUAAGUUUCAAUGGUGAUAUUUCAAGUUGGAAUGUUGCCGGAUCCACCACUUUUCUUGGCAUGUUCCAGGGUGCAACUUUUAACAGAGACAUUUCAUCUUGGGACGUCAGCAAUGCACUCGAUUUUUCAAGCAUGUUUGCUACUAAUGCUGUGUUUAACAUAGAUAUCGCGGCAUGGAAUGUUGGAAUGGGCACUACCUUCGAUCAGAUGUUCAGCGGUGCUAGUGCCUUCGAUCAGGAAUCUCUCUACUUUUUGUGUCUUCAUGAAGUAUUGCUGACACAUGAUGUCUUACAAGCGUAUACUCAUGCCAUCUUUUUUCUGCUCCUCUCUUUUCCAGGAUGUAUCUGGUUGGUCCGUUAA